This is a messenger RNA of Rhinopithecus roxellana (golden snub-nosed monkey), 1132 nucleotides long. It is a transcript of the gene ANXA13, whose product is annotated as annexin A13. The record is from RefSeq and is a predicted model, not a curated record. Bases 1 to 1065 code for a protein of 354 amino acids. Gene Ontology annotation, molecular function: calcium-dependent phospholipid binding; calcium ion binding. Lineage: Eukaryota; Metazoa; Chordata; Mammalia; Primates; Cercopithecidae. The transcript is spliced from 12 exons. Gene Ontology annotation, cellular component: cytoplasm.
AUGGGCAAUCAUCAUAGCCAGUCAUACACCCUCUCAGAAGGCAGUCAACAGUUGUCCAAAGGGGACACCCAGCCCUCGGUUGUCGUGCAGCCUCUCAGCCACCCAUCAGGGAAUGGAAAGCCAGAGGUCCCACAGCCUGCUAAAGCGAGCAGUCCUCAGGUUUUUGAUGUGGAUCGAGAUGCCAAAAAGCUGAACAAAGCCUGCAAAGGAAUGGGAACCAAUGAAGCAGCCAUCAUUGAAAUCUUAUCGGGCAGGACAUCAGAUGAGAGGCAACAAAUCAAGCAAAAGUACAAGGCAACAGAGCUGGAGGAAGUACUCAAGAGUGAGCUGAGUGGAAACUUCAAGAAGACAGCGUUGGCCCUUCUGGACCGCCCCAGCGAGUACGCUGCCCGGCAGCUGCAGAAGGCUAUGAAGGGUCUGGGUACAGAUGAGUCCGUGCUCAUUGAGGUCCUGUGCACGAGGACCAAUAAGGAAAUCAUCGCCAUCAAAGAGGCCUACCAAAGGCUAUUUGACAGGAGCCUCGAAUCCGAUGUCAAAGGUGAUACAAGUGGAAACCUAAAAAAAAUCCUGGUGUCCCUGCUACAGGCUAAUCGCAAUGAAGGAGAUGACGUGGACAAAGAUCUAGCUGGUCAGGAUGCCAAAGAUCUGUAUGAUGCAGGGGAAGGCCGCUGGGGCACUGAUGAGCUUGCCUUCAAUGAAGUCUUGGCCAAGAGGAGCUACAAGCAGUUACAAGCCACCUUUCAAGCCUAUCAAAUUCUCAUUGGCAAAGACAUAGAAGAAGCCAUUGAAGAAGAAACAUCAGGCGAUUUGCAGAAGGCCUAUUUAACUCUCGUGAGAUGUGCCCGGGACUGCGAGGGCUAUUUUGCUGAACGUCUGUACAAGUCAAUGAAGGGUGCGGGGACGGAUGAGGAGACGUUGAUUCGCAUAAUCGUGACCAGGGCCGAGGUAGACCUUCAGGGGAUCAAAGCAAAGUUCCAGGAGAAGUAUCAGAAGUCUCUCUCUGACAUGGUUCACUCAGACACUUCCGGGGACUUCCGGAAACUGCUAGUAGCCCUCUUGCACUGAGCCAAGCCAGGGCAAUAGGAACACAGGAUGUAACCGCCUUUGUCAAGAGCACAUUCCAAAUCAAACU